CUGACUGACACUGAAACUGGAAGAAUACAAGACUUUAAUCAUAAAUGUUCUGAAAAAAAUAAAAAAGGAAAUAAAUAACAAGUGCAUUGGAUUACUGGAAGGGGGGCGGCGAUCUGGUGGUUUCCCUUUCCCACGCGUUUCCGUUCAAAUGGAGUCUCACGGUGCCGGACUCCGCCGCGUCUUUCUCCUGGCUUUUUGUGUCGCUGGGAUUUGGGCGGCUUACAUUUAUCAAGGCGUUCUUCAGGAGACUGUGUCGACAAAGAGAUUUGGUCCUGAUAAGAAGAGGUUUGAGCACUUGGCGUUCUUGAACUUAGCACAAAAUGUAGUAUGUUUAAUGUGGUCUUUUUUGAUGAUAAAGAUUUGGUCAAAUUCUGGUAACGGCGGUGCUCCAUGGUGGAGUUACUGGAGUGCUAGCAUUACAAACACCAUUGGCCCGGCUAUGGGGAUUGAAGCACUGAAGUACAUUAGUUAUCCUGCUCAGGUGCUGGCAAAGUCCUCAAAAAUGAUUCCAGUGAUGCUGAUGGGAACACUAGUUUAUGGGAUUAAAUAUACCUUCCCUGAGUAUGUUUGCACAUUGCUUGUCGCUGGAGGUAUAUCCACUUUUGCACUAUCAAAGAGUAGCUCGAAGACAAUAAGCAAACUAGCACACCCAAAUGCUCCAAUUGGAUACAGUCUUUGUUUUCUGAACCUUGCUUUUGAUGGAUUCACCAAUGCUACUCAGGAUUCAAUAACGGCCAGGUAUCCGAAGACAAAUGCAUGGAACAUAAUGCUUGGGAUGAACUUAUGGGGUACCAUUUACAACAUGAUAUUCAUGUUUGGCUGGCCAGGUGCUAUCGGAUAUGAUGCAAUUCGAUUCUGCAAGCAACAUCCAGAGGCAGCAUGGGACAUUUUUCUUUACUGUCUUUGUGGAGCAGUCGGCCAGAAUUUUAUCUUUUUAACUAUUAGUCGGUUUGGAUCCUUGACUAACACAACUAUUACCACAACACGAAAAUUUGUGAGCAUAGUGGUGUCUUCACUGUUGAGUGGAAAUCCUCUCUCGGAGAAACAAUGGGGAAGCGUAGUCAUGGUCUUCACCGGAUUGUCAUACCAAAUUUACCUAAAAUGGAAGAAGUUGCAAAGAAUGCAGAAGAAGCGGAAGUCCACAUGAGUUAGCUCGUGAAGUUUGCUACUAAGACUUAUCAUUCUUAACCUUAAGAUAAAAAUUCUAUGUGAAAGGCCUAGUGGUCAAAUUGUAGGUAUAGGCAUAGAAUAUUUGUAUCCCUGAAGUCAUAAGUUUCAUAACGUGAACUGAAUGACUGGGAUAGUUUUUGUAGUUUCUUGCUACAUUUCAGCGUAGACAGUUCUGAUUAAUUCUAUUUUCCAAACAAGAUGAUGAGCAUAACGGUAAAGGUGCUAUACAUGCUUAAACAAUCUAUGAUAAGUUCUUCAG
Messenger RNA from Sesamum indicum (sesame), 1429 nucleotides. Its product is annotated as UDP-galactose/UDP-glucose transporter 3. NCBI's taxonomy places the organism in Eukaryota, Viridiplantae, Streptophyta, Magnoliopsida, Lamiales, Pedaliaceae. Gene Ontology annotation, cellular component: Golgi membrane; endoplasmic reticulum membrane. The record is from RefSeq and is a predicted model, not a curated record. Gene Ontology annotation, biological process: UDP-galactose transmembrane transport. Gene Ontology annotation, molecular function: UDP-galactose transmembrane transporter activity; UDP-glucose transmembrane transporter activity.